This is a messenger RNA of Elaeis guineensis (African oil palm), 844 nucleotides long. RefSeq lists its product as uncharacterized. The record is from RefSeq and is a predicted model, not a curated record. Gene Ontology annotation, cellular component: cytosol; nucleus. NCBI's taxonomy places the organism in Eukaryota, Viridiplantae, Streptophyta, Magnoliopsida, Arecales, Arecaceae. Gene Ontology annotation, molecular function: DNA binding.
AUCCGCUUUCGGGUAAAAAAUUAAAGAAAAGCUGAGAGCAUCGGCGCUUUUGUUUUGGCGAAGCAAAACGUGAGGCACUGGCUGCUUCUGUGACGCAAGCCGUAGCGUGAGAGGAGCUUCGAACCAGAUAGCAGGCCCCUAAUCCACUCGGAGUCGGAGUUCGAUCUCUUAACAUCCAAACUCUCGAGAUGGAUGAUCCAGAGCUAGAAGCCAUUAGGCAAAGAAGAAUGCAAGAAUUGAUGUCACAACAUGGCAUGGGUAGUCAGCAAAAUGCAGGACAACAGAAAGCACAAGAAGAUGCCAAAAGGGAAGCAGAAGAACGUAGACAGUUGAUGCUUAGUCAGAUAUUGUCUGCUCAAGCGAGAGAAAGAUUAGCUCGUAUUGCUUUGGUGAAGCCUGACAAGGCAAGAGGAGUCGAAGAUGUGCUUCUUAGAGCUGCUCAAACGGGACAGAUCUCUGAAAAGGUAUCUGAAGAGAGACUUAUUUCACUUCUUGAGCAGAUCAACAACCAAACAAGUAAACAGACCAAAGUUACCAUUCAAAGGCGUCGGAGUGUUCUUGAAGAUGAUGAUUGAGUCUAGAUCUCUUCCUACUGUCUUUUGGUGGUUCAAGGUAGUUUUUUUUUUUUCGGGUAGAGUGUGGUUCAAGGAGUUAAUAGUGGGCAUAUUGUUGUAAAUGAUUGACGGCUCAAUCUCUUCCUACAGUAUAUUAUCGCUUGAUGAAAACUUUAACUACUUUUGAAUGAACUUUGUAGGGGUGUCUACUCUUCAAAUUUAAGCACUUUGCUCUUCUAGUGUAACUUGUUUUACUUAAUGAUUUGAAGUAAUGUUGGGAUGACCGAUCA